GAGAUGCACAAGAAUCGAGUACCAGCAGCGCACCACUGGAGUCCCUUCUAAUCGAGUUCUUCCCAUGCAAAUCCCCGAGCUCCCUCCUGGAUCCCGACCCGAGCCCCGAGCUCCCUUCUAGUCGAGUUCCUCUGGAUCCAACCCCGAGCCCCCUCCUUGUCCCAGCGACUUCCUAGUACAGGACAGUACCGGGAGGUGGUAGAGCUUGUACAGCAACCCUCUCGCGGAAGCACACUGCGUGGCAACCAAUCCACCAGCGGCAUCCUAGCCCAGCCAGAGCAGCCCUGAAUGCCCCUGAUUGGGAUGGAGGGGCCAUGGAGGGGGCGUGGAGGGGGCGUGGAGGAGGCAUGGAUCAGGAUGAUAAAUCUCCCACUCCCAUAAUGUUGGCAAUUAGCCCUCUCGCCACUCGUUCCUAGCUUCGCCCAUUCCCUUGAGCUCUCACAAUCCACCUGCGUUCCCUCCAGAGCGAGCCUUCUACGAGUAGUAGUACUGGUACUACCAGCACUAGGCUGGUUCAAUGAAGCAGUUUCAGGUGUGAGGCAACGCCGCCAACAACAACGGCCGCCACCUAGGGUUCGAGAGAGCCGUUUUAGGGCCCCCAAUUCUAGGAACAAGCUCAGGCCGCAUAGGCGUCAACGAAUUCUGUCAAGCUCUUUGAUUUGGGAGGAGUUCCGUCUGAUUUGGGAGGAGUUCUCCCUGAUUUGGGAGGCUUUCUGUCUCAGUCAGGAGGGGUUCUGUCUGAAAGAGGGGGGCUGGCGGACAGCCACCAAAUCCAGCACCGCAGAUUCUCAGAGCGGCUCUUGGCAGGAAAGGCCGUGCACGGAGAUUGCUCGGAUGCUCGUGGCGCCUCAAAAACAGAUUCUCAAGACGGGAGUGUGCAGAGGGAUCUGGUGAGACCCGUUGUCACACAUCCGCCACACAACGAGUCAGAUCCUGUGUCCGGCUCAGGAGUACUUGGUCUGCCAGGGGCCCUGUCACCCACUCUAUAUCCCGAGGGGGAGACGCCUGCCAGGAGUUGUACAGGGCUUGCUAUUCGAAUUGAAACUGACUCGUUGCUACAAUCAUCGUGGAAAGAUUGAGAUCCGGGUCAUAUCACAGCUCAGCUGACGGGUCCUAUCACAGAUAAAUCCCUACGACAUCCACAUUGCCACAAAAACCGAAACCCAUCGCUGAGGGAAUCUGGACCGGACGCCACCUGUCCGUCAGUCACAUGAUGGAGGCAGCUCCCCCGGAAGUUGCACUGCUGGCGCCUCGCAGCCAGUGGGCCAAGCAGCUGGUGGCAGCAUACGGGGUUCCGCCGGGAGAUUGCAGACACGAGCCCAGCGACACACACCGGGAGGCCGCACGAGCGAAGAAGCGGGGUCGUCGCAAGGGCGAUUGUGAUUACGCUUCUCACGAUGCUACUGCUGCUGGUGCUGCUGGUGCUGCUGCCAACCAUGGCUGUCAGGCGCGUGGCUUCAAGAGCCCUAGGCCCCAUGCAGCAGACGCGGCAGCAAUGUCGGCACCUUCCACGCACGAGAUGUGUUCACAGCGCAUAGCAGGCAGGCCCGCAGGAGCAACCCCGGGGCACCUCAGUUGCGGUGUGCUGGAACCCAAGAAAGGGAUGAUGGAGAAUCAACUGGGGGAGGUUUGGAACAGGUCGCAGAGUGAAGCAGCUGUUGGUGCUCCAGACCUAACGGCUCAUGCUGCUGCUGCGGAUCCAGCUACUACUGAUGCUGCUCCAGGCUUAACGGCUCUUGCUGCUGCCACUGCUGCCGUCUCGAAUCCUGCUGCCACCGCUGACGCCACUGCUGCUGCUGCUGGGGGCUCCUUCAGUGCGCGGCCAAGCUGGCCAGCUUACUUCCGAGCCAAGGAGCCGCAAGGGAUGCAGAUAUUCCCAGACCCGCCUCUUGAGCGCUUCACAGAGUCUAGCAGCAGCAGCAGGAGCAGCAGCCCCGCAAACUUCAACUUCACUCCAGACACAGUCAUGGCCGAGCCGGCUGAAGCUGAUGCAUCCUCACGUCCUAGUGACGGCAGCACCACGUGUCCUCGUGAAGGCACCACGUUUUCCAUGCGAUCCAUCCCUGACUUGAACCUGCCUGCCCAUGAGGCCAGUGAGCUGAUACACGGUCAGCAGGUUCAAGCCACCCUUGGCGUUGGUGACGUGGGUCUGGAGCCAUCAGGCUUCGACCACGGUGUGCAUAGGGAUGAAAUCCCCAGCCCUUGCUUGAGUAUCGUGCAGUGUACAAGUCCUCGACAGCAGCAGCACAAACACCAGCGCCAGCAACAGCACCAACACCAAUUGCAGCAGCAAGUUCAAGAGCAGGUCCACACGUUUGCCCCAUCGGCAGGCCUGCAGGAUUCAAAAUGUCCAGAAGCAGGUAGGAGGAAGCAGCUGAUAAAAGAGAUCAAGUCUCAGAUGUACAUCUUCUGGAACUGCUGCCACUGACCGUGAACUGCUAAUCAGAGGCAAGUUCACUUAUUCCUGCGUUUGAGGCAGAAAGUGCAUGUAUGGAUGACUGUUUGUAGACCCUGCCAUGAGUUUUGACAGCAGCAAUGAUGCUUAGCUCAUGAGAGACACGGCACAGACAGCAGCUAAAAGAUAUCCGUUGCUUGAUUCAUCCCUGAAUUGAAUGUGCCUGCUGGUGAUGCUGGUGAGCGGAUUCUUGGGCUGGCGGCUUCAAAGCCACCCAUGUGCCCAGAGCCACCGUAGUUCAAUCUGGCACUUCAACUGCAGAGAGUGAUGAGGCCCCAAGCCUUUCUCGAAUACGGUCCAGUGCAUUAGUACCCAGCAGCAGCGGCAAGUGCUUGGGCUGUGGCAACAGCAAGAGCAUAUAUCUUGAAAAUCAGCUUACGUCGCUAUCAAAGUAGCGAAUUGACUACUUGCAAGGCAUACAUGGUGAUAUAAAGGUUGUCUGUUGUACUCCCUAAGGACACGAACCCAUCUAGCCUA
Closterium sp. NIES-67 is the source of this 2932-nucleotide messenger RNA. The record is from the annotation of a GenBank genome assembly. NCBI's taxonomy places the organism in Eukaryota, Viridiplantae, Streptophyta, Zygnematophyceae, Desmidiales, Closteriaceae.